Messenger RNA from Panthera uncia (snow leopard), 5703 nucleotides. RefSeq names its product ssemaphorin 4F (gene SEMA4F). Gene Ontology annotation, molecular function: chemorepellent activity; semaphorin receptor binding. Lineage: Eukaryota; Metazoa; Chordata; Mammalia; Carnivora; Felidae. The record is from RefSeq and is a predicted model, not a curated record. The coding region runs from base 138 to 2588 and encodes 816 amino acids. The transcript is spliced from 13 exons. Gene Ontology annotation, biological process: neural crest cell migration; negative regulation of axon extension involved in axon guidance; negative chemotaxis.
GCUGGGUUGCGUUCUCCUCUGGCCGACGCAGGCCGAACCGGACCGAGGAGAUUCGAGUGGGGCCGAGGCCGGUGGCACCGCGACCCAGAGCGGAGGUGGCAGGGCGCGCCCCACCCAGCGGCCAGGCGGAGCCUAAGAUGCUGGCUUUUGCCAGGCGGCCCCGCCCGGGCUCCCAGCCGCCUCCGGCCUCGCCCUUUCCGCUGCUGCUGCUGGCGGUGCUGAGCGGCCCGGUAUCCGGCCGCGUUCCCCGCUCGGUUCCCAGGACCUCGCUUCCUAUCUCAGAGGCUGACUCCUAUCUCACCCGGUUCACCGUCCCUCAGACAUACAAUUACUCUGUUCUCCUUGUGGAUCCUGCUUCCCAUACACUUUAUGUCGGCGCCCGGGACACCAUCUUCGCUUUAUCCCUUCCCUUCUCAGGGGAGAGACCCCGCAGGAUUGACUGGAUGGUGCCUGAGGCCCACAGACAGAACUGUAGGAAGAAAGGCAAGAAGGAGGAUGAAUGCCACAAUUUUGUCCAGAUUCUCGCCAUUGCCAAUGCCUCUCACCUCCUCACUUGUGGCACCUUCGCUUUUGACCCGAAGUGCGGGGUUAUUGAUGUGUCCAGUUUCCAGCAGGUUGAAAGACUUGAGAGUGGCCGAGGGAAAUGUCCUUUUGAGCCAGCUCAGCGGUCAGCAGCUGUAAUGGCUGGGGGGAUCCUGUAUGCUGCCACUGUGAAAAACUACUUGGGGACGGAGCCGAUUAUCUCCCGGGCUGUGGGUCGCGCUGAGGACUGGAUUCGGACAGAGACCUUGCCAUCCUGGCUUAACGCCCCAGCCUUUGUUGCAGCUGUGGCCUUGAGCCCAGCCGACUGGGGAGAUGAAGACGGAGAUGAUGAGAUCUACUUCUUCUUUACGGAGACUUCCCGAGCAUUUGACUCGUAUGAGCGCAUUAAGGUCCCACGGGUGGCCCGUGUGUGUGCGGGGGACCUUGGGGGCCGGAAGACCCUCCAGCACAGAUGGACAACAUUUCUGAAGGCUGACUUGCUAUGUCCAGGGCCUGAGCAUGGCCGGGCCUCCAGUGUCCUGCAGGACAUGGCCAUUCUUCGACCUGAGCAUGGAUCGGGGACCCUCAUCUUUUAUGGCAUCUUUUCCUCCCAGUGGGAGGGGGCUGCCAUCUCUGCUGUCUGUGCCUUUCUACCACAAGACAUUCGGACAGUGCUGAAUGGUCCCUUCAGAGAGUUGAAACAUGACUGCAACAGGGGACUGCCUGUCAUGGACAAUGAUGUACCCCAGCCCAGACCUGGAGAGUGCAUCGCCAACAACAUGAAACUCCAGCAGUUUGGCUCAUCACUUUCCCUGCCUGACCGUGUGCUCACCUUCAUCCGGGACCACCCACUCAUGGACAGGCCAGUGUUUCCCGCCGAUGGUCAUCCCCUGCUCGUCACUACAGAUACAGCCUAUCUCAGAAUUGUGGCCCACAGGGUGACCAGCCUCUCAGGGAAAGAGUACGAUGUGCUCUACCUGGGGACAGGUACAUUUCAUAGUCAAGUGAGUUGCCCAUCCAGUGCACACAUGCCCCUGUCACAGAGAGGGUCCCAUACAUAUAGGUGUCAGAGUCCCAGGCACAGGUAUAGCUGUCAUUGUGUCUUGCCCCUUGCCUGCUUCCUAGAGGAUGGACACCUCCACCGAGCAGUGCAGAUUGGAGCCCAGCUCAGCGUCCUGGAGGAUCUGGCCUUAUUCCCUGAGCCACAGCCAAUUGAGAGCAUGAAAUUGUAUCAAAACUGGCUCCUGGUGGGCUCCCAUACUGAGGUGACACAAGUGAACACAACCAACUGUGGCCGUCUCCAGAGCUGCUCAGAGUGCAUCCUGGCCCAAGACCCUGUGUGUGCCUGGAGCUUCCGGCUGGAUGCGUGUGUGGCCCAUGCUGGGGAGCAUGGAGGGUUGGUCCAAGACAUAGAGUCAGCGGAUGUCUCAUCUUUGUGUCCCAAAGAGCCCGGAGAACGCCCAGUAGUGUUUGAAGUUCCUGUGGCUACAGCUGCGCAUGUGGUCUUGCCAUGUUCCCCAAGUUCAGCAUGGGCGUCCUGUGUGUGGCACCGGCCCAGUGGAGUGACUGCACUUACCCCCCGGCGGGAUGGGCUGGAGGUGGUGGUAACCCCAGGAGCCAUGGGUGCUUAUGCCUGUGAAUGUCAGGAGGGUGGUGCUGCCCGUGUGGUGGCUGCUUACAGCUUGGUAUGGGGCAGCCAGCGGGGCCCCUCAAGUCAGGCCCACACAGUAGGGGCGGGACUGGCUGGCUUUGUUCUGGGGGUUCUUGCAGCAUCCCUGACUCUCCUUCUGAUUGGUCGGCGUCAGCAGCGACGGCGACAGAGGGAACUUCUGGCCAGAGACAAGGUGGGCUUGGACCUAGGGGCCCCACCAUCUGGGACCACAAGCUACAGCCAGGACCCUCCCUCUCCUUCUCCUGAAGAUGAGCGGCUGCCCCUGGCCCUGGCCAAGAGGAGCAGUGGCUUUGGUGGCUUCCCUCCCCCCUUCCUGCUUGAUCCUUGCCCGAGCCCAGCCCACAUUCGGCUCACCGGGGCUCCUCUAGCCACAUGUGAUGAAACAUCCAUCUAGGGAAAAUGACCGCUAGUGCAUUGGUAGCCCCUGGAGGGGAAUGACCAUUAAGAUGCUGGGGGUAGUGGGCCUGGAAGACGGUCAUGGCCUCUGGGUUCUCUUUUGGUCUUUGUGUAAUCACUUAGACUUCGUGUCUGCCUACUCUGGGCCUGGCUGGGCUCUGGCCCAAGCCUGUGCUUGAUUUCCUGAUUGCCAUGCGAGAUCAGAGCUGCCCUCUCCAGCAAAUCAGGACUUUUCCCAUGCCUGCCCUCUGAACCGCUGCGACCCCUUCAGCCUUGGCCCCCCAUCUUGGGCCCAUUAGUUUGGGGAUGGGGAACAGAACAUAGCUAUGACUUUGCCUUCUGGUGGGCCCUGGCCGGAAGGAAGGCCCCUAGAGGUGGUGUGGGGCUAGCGUGCAUUGAUCUUUUUGUUCAUUCUCUUUAGUUUAUUGGAUUCUCUGUGGGGAGUGCAUGAUCCCCAUGUCGCAACAUGAAAUCUCUGCCCUGAGAUGUCCCCCAACCCAGUUUUCCUUCUUCUGUAAAAGAGUGUGUGUGUAUACACAGGUGUUCGUUGGAGGCCUGGCCACAUGUGCAUGAAUGACUGGGCCAAUGCUCAGGUGUACUCAUGAGGGGUCAGGAGGGGAAGGUGGGAAUGGAGGCAUUGCCUGCAGAACUUCAGACCCUGCAGGCAGUGAAGGAAUGGCUUUCCUUUCUAAAAGGAAACAAGCCACCACCCCAUCCCCAUCACCUCCUACAACCCUUCUCUUGAGUAGAGAAAAACUCCCCAAGUGACCUUUUGGGUGGGAAGGACAGCGGUACAUGUGACCCCAUCUUUCUCUUUGUUUUUGCCUCCUGGCUGCCACCACUGCCACGCACAGCUGUUCUUUCUCUGGCUGGAGUACAGGCUGGACCGCCUUCUUUGGCUCCCAUUUAAAAAACUUCACAACAUUCUAAGUGUAAGGGACAACAAAAGGGGAAUAGUCAUAGGAAGUAGAAGUUGCAAAAAAAUAGGUUUGUAUCCGUGACUUUACUCAGGUUGACACCCUCGCCCUAAAUCAGAAGUUCUCCACCUGGGGUCCAUGGACUCCCUGAAAUCAUAUGCAAAAUGUUGUCUGUACCUGUGAGUCUGUGUUUUUAUGGGGGUGGGGGGUUAUGGCUUUCAUCAGAUUCUCAAGGCCUUAACAAAGUUAAAGGACCACGCCUCGAGGUCGCCACACAUUGGCCAAGCUGAGGGGUGCCACACAGCGGCAGCUCUUCCUGCCCCACCAUCCCUUCCCUGUGGCCCGCCCUGGACUUGCAGCUGCUGGAUGCCCUCUUGUUUCUCCCAUCCCUGGAAACUGGGCUCUGUGUGUAUUUGAAGAUACUGUCAACUCCUACCAAACAUAAAGACCUCUUCCUGCUUCACAGCUCCCAGAUGCUCUAGGCUUCUCCUGCUCAGUCCUGGUCUUGGCCUGUGUAUGUGCCUCGUUCAUCCCUGGUGGGGGACCCCCUUGAGCUCCAGUGAAUGAUCCAGCCCUUCUCAGUUGAAGUUUCAACUCUACUUACCUUGGCAGCAGCCUGUGAACUACUCAAAAGAGUCCCCUUGGGUUUGGGAUUAUCAGUGGCUUUGCCACUAAUAAGUGUAUGAUUUUCAGCAAGUAAUCUAAUAUAGGAACAUUGGUUUACUCAUCUGUAAAGUGGGGAUAAUAAUACCUACCUCAGGGUUGCUGCAAGGAUUAAAUGGGGAAACAUGUAAACAAUAAAGCGCUAUCUAUUCCAGUAGAUGUUGUUAUUAUAAAAGUUGACCUAUCGUGCCGUAAUCAUAUAGCUUAACCAUAUGAUAACCAUGACACAUGCCAUCAUUUUAAGCUCCAUUCUGUGGAAGAAGGAUCAUUGCCUUACACAGACAUCUUGUCCUGGAUCGUCUCAGGCCAGAUCUUAGCUGCUGGUGUCCAGGUUUUGGGAGGCAGGACCUGUAGUUUUUAUAAUCAGAUGUGCCUGAACUUAGUGACUUUAUUAGUCCUAUAUGAGAAUGGAAGAAGUCUUUGUGUUCUUGGGCUUAUUCUCUUGAGAUUAUGGGUUUGUUCCAUUUUUGGGGGAGGAGGAAAGGUGAGGAGAUGUCAGAGGGGCCUGGGGUCUCUGUGAGGAGGUGGAGGGGACCAGAUCACAGUAGCUUUGGGGCAUUUGGUCCUUGGACAGUGGCUCUGGUUGAGGGGAACCAAGAGGAGAAAUGUAGGAAAAAACGAAGACGAGGGAAAUAGGCACGAAGGGAAAAGAGUCACCUCUUGGUGUAAAGUUCAAGCCCCAGGAAUGAGUGAUAGCACAGGAGUGUGGAGCCAACUCCCAAAGAAAUAGUGUGAAUAACUGCAUGAUCUUUUACCUGCGUGGGAAGGUAGAGAAUCUGUCUGUGGAUAAGAGGGCUCAAGAAAGAUGCAGGGUUCCCUCAGGGAGAAUUGUGAGGAUUCUGGAAGCCAGAGACCUGCCUGGUUUCACACAUUAAAGCAGCCAUGGGGAGGGGGAGGGUUGGGCCUUGUGUUUGUGUUUACCUCCUGAUUGCCCACUUUCUGGCCCUCACUCUUAAAUUCCCCUCUGCUUUUGACUCUGUUCCCUGGUUCAUAAAUUGUGACUCUCAUCUUGCCACCCCUACCCAGUGGUAUGCUGCUACCCACAUGGUCUCACUGAAAGCAGAGUCAGAGAAGGAUGCUUGCUGUUGGCUCUCACAAGCCAAGUGAGCUCCAGGGCACCACUGGCCCUAACCCAGCAGCAGGCAGACUCACUUCCUUUUCCAGGGGCCCUCCUUGUCCCCAGCAGCCCCACAACUUCACUGGUGGCUCAGUGAUGGCAGUAAAGGGAUUCUUUUGGUAUCUGCUAGGCCCUGAUCCUUGUGGCUACUGUGUCCCUGUCAGAGGGGGGCAGUCAUGGCUACAACUGAUGUUUCUUGGUCGACUGCACACAGACUGUGUCUCAAGGGUGUGGGGUAAGACUGGCCUUUUUGGGGCACCUGGGUGGCUUAAGCUUCUGACUCUUGGUUUCGGCUCAGGUUGUGAUCUCAUGGUUCGUGAGCUCGAGCUCUGCAUCAGGCUCUGUGCUGACAGUGGGAGGCUGCUUGAGAUUGUCUCUCCUCUCUCUGCCCUUCCUGCAAGCUCUGUCUCUCUCUU